This is a messenger RNA of [Candida] anglica, 2748 nucleotides long. The record is from the annotation of a GenBank genome assembly. NCBI's taxonomy places the organism in Eukaryota, Fungi, Ascomycota, Pichiomycetes, Serinales, Debaryomycetaceae.
UGAUCAAAGCACUUUUAUUGAAGUUUGAUCUUUUUUCUAUUUGAUAUAGUAUUGUUUCAAUUGAAAGGGACGAUCUAAUCUUUCCAAUUCUAUAUCUCCUACGUGUAUAAAUAGAAAGUCACGCUCAAAAUGGCUGAUUUCCAGAUCUUAGCAAUUGGUGCAAAUCCAAACGUUUCAUUCUACUCAUGGAGACUUCAAGAAACUGGAUCAUGUACAGUGACAGUGGUGAAUAGAAACUUGAAUGCAAACUCACCAAUUAGAUGGGAAUCAUCUGUAUUUGGAACAACAUCAUUUUCCCCAAAGUAUAUUUAUAAUGAUAUAUCACAGAUUUCGAGAGGAGUAGUACCAUUUGAUGUUGUUAUUUUGAGUAGCUCUUCACUUCAAGAUUUCCAAACGACCAGCCAAUCAUUGAUCCCAUAUAUUGAUGAAAAGACCACCAUUAUGAUUGAAAGUACUGGGUUUAUUAACCUUGAACCCUUUGUAUCAUUGAGUCUUCCCAAGUUGAAAAACUUGAGUAUUUGCUCUAUAAUGAAUGAAUAUGAUGUAAGACAUCUUGGCUCCAAUACAUAUAGUCAUAAAAUUAGAGGUCAAGAAUCAAGAAUGUAUUUGGGACAUUGUACAAAUAAUAAGAAUUCAAGUUUUAAAAAAAUUAUCAAGGCAUUUAAUUUAAUUCAAGAAGAUUCAAAGGGGAAAUUUUCACUUUUAGUUGCAAAUUCAUCAAAGGAAUUUCAAACAUAUCAAUGGAAAUUAGCACUUCCUAGAAUUAUUUUCAAUCCAUUAUCAAUUAUUUUUGAAACUGAAUUUCCUGAACAAUUAUCUCAACAAAUUUUAUGUAAACCUUUAGUUACAGGGUUAAUUACUGAAAUUUUCAAAAUUAUUAAAAAGAUGGAAUGUAAAUUAGUUAAAGGAACAGAAAAUGAAACUAAUUUAUGGAAAAUUUGGAAAGAAUUAUAUCCACAAGUUGAAUCAAGAGAUCAAAACGAUAAAUUUUUGGAUUCGCCUGGUUUAUUUUACAAUUAUUAUAAGCAAUAUGAUCUUGAUAUUGAUUUGUUAUUAUUACAACCAAUUUUAUUGGCAGAUGAUCAUGGGAUUCGUACACCAUAUUUGGAAAAUUUAUAUUCAAUAAUGUGUCAAUAUAUCAAAGUUAAUGGAAAAGGUUCAAAAUCUAUCUUUUUCAAAAGAAGAGAAAAUGAAUUUGAUGAACAAAGAAAUAAUCAAUUAAAUAUUGAUUAUGAUUUUAAAUCAAAGAAUAUUAAUAAGUUAACUGGAGAUUUGAAUGAAAUGGAACAGAGAAUAAAAUCACUUGAUCUUGAUCAAAAGAAUAAGGAAUUGAAAUCUUUGGAAAUUAAUGAACAAGUGUCUAAACAAGAAAUUAUUUUGAGAUCAUUAACUUCUACUAUUAAGGAUCAAGAAGAAAAAUGUAAAAUUUUGGAUAGAGAAAUUAGUGAGAAGAAACAGCAACUUGUUGAACAAGAACACAUCAAAAAUGCAUCGCUUACAAAUCAAACUGAUCCAAUUUCUACUCCAAAGAUUUCGAGAGAAUCCUUUAUUGCCAGUCCUAGGGGAUUACAAGAAAUGUCAGAUAUUGCUCUUUAUGGAGCCAAUUUGAAUGGUGAAGAUAUUCCAAAAUUGAAUAUGGGAAAUAAUGGAGAACACAUUGCUGAAGAAUCUGAUAUUGGGAAAGGUGCACAAUCAUAUUCUCAAGGCGGAGAUAAUUAUCCAAAUGGGAAUGGAAACUAUCAACAACCACCACCACAACAACAAUCACAGCAAGUGCCACCAAGUGGUCGCGAAAAGUUGAAAGUUGAUACUCAAUAUGGGUCAGCUCAACCAAAACAAAACUAUUAUAACCCCCAACAACAGCAACAACAUCAUCAACAAAAUCAGUAUCAACAAAUGCCAAUGCCACAACAACAUCAAUCAUAUAAUAAUUUACAAAAUUUUUCGCAAAUGCAACCACAAUAUGGCCAUCAAAACCAAUAUUAUGGAAAUCAACAACAAGGAGGACAAGGAGGAUUUUUACCAUCACCAAUGGAUCAACAUCCUCCACACGGACUUCCUUCGAAUGGAUUACCACAUAAUACGUUACCAGCGCCACUUUUAGGAAGUAAUUCAAUGACUAAUGUGAAUAGAUAUCAACAAAUGCCACAACAUAAACAAAAUGGACACCCACAAAAGCAAAGACUCAGUUCAAUUCCAUCAUCAAUGGGCUCAUAUUAUGAUCCAAGUCAGCAGGGACCAAACUUUGGUGGAAACCAAAUGAUGCCAAACAAUGGGAUGGGUAUGAACGGAGCAAAGGUUACAAGGAGAUCUAUGUACCCAACUGCAGCAGGAUUAGGUGCAAUGGAUAUGGGUGGUCGAGGAGGAAUGCCAAUGCCUACAGGGCCAACAGGGGAACGUCCACAAGGUGGCAAGGCAAGACCAAUGUCAUCUAUGGGGAAUUUAAAUAGUCCACCUGGAGUUAACCUGAGAAAGUCGCAAUUUUCACCACCAAGUCAACCUCGUGAAUUACAAAUCCCCCCACAACAACUGCAACAUUUACAUCCACCAAAUGCAAACCGAUCGAACACAUCAAGUGUAUCAUCGAAUACGAAUGAUACACCUAAAACUUCGCAUUCAAAGGAUGGCUUUAACGAUGAAAUCCAACUCAAUGUUCCUGAGAUUGCAGCAAAGCCACUUGGAGGGGUGAAAUCAGAUAAGGACGAAGGUAAAAAGAAAAAGAAGGGAUUUUUCGGUAAGAAAAAGUAA